Messenger RNA from Passer domesticus (house sparrow), 13450 nucleotides. It is a transcript of the gene NRG3, whose product is annotated as neuregulin 3. The record is from RefSeq and is a predicted model, not a curated record. The coding region runs from base 1144 to 3108 and encodes 654 amino acids. Gene Ontology annotation, biological process: intracellular signal transduction; animal organ development; nervous system development. NCBI's taxonomy places the organism in Eukaryota, Metazoa, Chordata, Aves, Passeriformes, Passeridae. Gene Ontology annotation, molecular function: chemorepellent activity. The transcript is spliced from 9 exons.
AGCUCUUCUUUUUCUUUUCUUUCCUUUUUCCUUCCUUUCCUUUCUCUCCUAGGCUCCGUUUGCCAUAGCGCACACCCUCCCGAGGGGUUUGCCUGGAUCAUUUAUUUAUCUUGUGCGCAUUAAGAAACCACCAUUAGGCUUUGGUGGGAGGCGCCUUGCUCGGUGCGCGCUCGCCUGCCUCCGCGGCGCUGCCAGAGGAAUACACAAUCGAGCCCAAGCUGCAAGCUUGGCAGGAGCUGCCUUUGCGUGCCCAUUUACUUGCCGGAUCCGUAUAUUUUUUUUUGCCGACUGGGUCAUUGCCGCUUCCCUCCAGGGUUUCAUCUUAAUUUUUAUUUUUGCGUGUGUGUGGAUUAUUAAUUUUUUUUCCUUUUUUUUUUUUUUUUUUCGCCGGAGUUUUGAUGCCGGGCCGGACUUAGCGCGGGCGCGGAGGAGCUGCGCGGAGCCGUGCCGAGCCGUGCCUCCUGCCCCGGGCCCCGCCCGCGGAUCGGCCUCCCUGGCCCGGCGCCGGCCGCGGGUUGGCCGCGGGGCCGCGGAGUGGCGGGUGCGCUGCGCCGCGCCGCCGCCUCCCCGCGGAGCCGCCGAGGGAUGCUGCUGCGCCGCGGCCGGGCAUAGGCAGGAGCCGAGCGGGCGGGGGAGGGAAGGAAGGCGAGAAAGACGGAAAGAAAGGAUCCCCCAAGCCCCGAGGGGAGAGGAAAGGCGAGAAGGUGCGUGAAUGUGAAGGAAUGUACCUGCACGUCGCCGGAGCCGCACGCUUGGGAUAAAAAAUAAAUAAACCGAGGAGGCUGAUCCCUGCGACUUAUUACCCGGAGAAAAAAAAAAAAAAAAAAGGAAAAGAAAAGAAAAACCUUAUAGCGGAGGCACAAGAAGAAGAGCGACAAGGCUGCGGCGAGCAGCUCCAGAGUCGGGCGCCCGGCGGAUGGCGCGGCCGUCCCGCUGACUCCGCGGCCGCGGGAGGCUGCGCGGGGCGGCGCGGCGCGGCGCGGGGCAUGCCGUGCCGGCGGCGUGACUGAGCGGGGCGCUCCCGCCGCCCGCUCCGCACCGCGCCGCGCUCCCCUCCGCUCCGCUCUCCUCCGCCGCAUGCCGCCGGCAGCCGCGGCGCGCUGAUGCCCCGGGGCCGCGGCGGCGCUGCGGACGGCCCCUAGGAUGAGCGAGGGGGCUGCCGGCGCCGCGGCGCCCGGGGCGGCGGAGGCGGCGGCUGCGGCGGGGGGCCCGGGCGGGGAUGGGGCCGGGGGGCCGCCGCGGGAGCUGCGCUGCAGCGACUGCAUCGUCUGGAACCGGCAGCAGACGUGGCUGUGCGUGGUACCCCUCUUCAUCGGCUUCAUCGGUCUGGGGCUCAGCCUCAUGCUGCUCAAGUGGAUCGUGGUGGGCUCCGUCAAGGAGUACGUCCCCACCGAGCUGAUGGACGCCAAGGGCGUGGGGCAGGACCCCUUCUUCCUCUCCAAGCCCACCGCCCCCCCCCGCGGCGCGGAGACCACCGCCGCCGCCACGCCGCGGCCGCCCAGCCGUGUCAGCCCCCGCCUCACCACCAUGAGCCGGGCUCCCCCGCGGCCCCCCGGCACCCGCGGCCCUGCGCGGGGCGGCCCGCGGCCCACCGCGGCCAGGCACCCCGUGUCGCCGCACACGGCACCGCCCGCCAGCGGCCCCCCCGGCACCGCCGGCCGCGGCGCCCGGCCGCCGCCCGCCGCCCCCAGCACCCCGCCGCUGCCCGCCUGGCCCACUGCGGCACACGCUACCUCCUCCUACAAGAUCUACGUCCACGACUCGGCGCCGUCCUGGACCUUGUCCCCCUUCCAGGAGUCGACCACCACCACGCCGGAGGCCAGCACGACCCCCAAAACCCACACCACAACGUAUUCCACGGAGCGCUCUGAGCACUUUAAGCCAUGCAAAGACAAGGACCUUGCAUAUUGUCUCAACGAAGGGGAAUGCUUUGUGAUCGAAACCUUAACGGGAUCCCACAAACACUGCCGGUGCAAAGAGGGCUACCAAGGAGUCCGCUGUGACCAAUUUUUGCCGAAAACCGACUCAAUCUUGUCAGAUCCAACAGACCAUUUAGGAAUUGAAUUCAUGGAGAGCGAGGAGGUGUACCAGCGCCAGGUGCUGUCCAUCGCCUGCAUCGUCUUCGGCAUCGUCGUGGUGGGCAUGCUCUGUGCAGCCUUCUACUUCAAAACAAAGAAGCAAACCAAGCAGAUUCAUGAACAGCUGAAAGAAACACAGAAUAGGAAAACCUACAGCCUGAAUGCUUCCAGCAUGAUGGCAAAGUCGGAGUGUAUGGCACAAAGCCAAGUCCAGCUGCAAAAUUAUUCAAAGCCAGAUAGGCACCCGGGGCCCAUUCUGCACAAAGUUAUGGAGUCUAGUUUUUCAGGCACCCAGUCUUUCCCAGAGGCCUUGUCUCCUGACAGAGGAACCCAGCCCAUCAAGCACCACAGAAGUCUCUCUUCAUGCUGCAGCCCAGGACAAAAAAGUGGGAUGCUCCAUAGAAAUGCCUUUCGGAGGACUCCUCCCUUGCCUCGGGGUAGGUUCAAUGGAAUUACAGGACCAGCAUAUCAGCAGCUCCAAGAGUCGAGGAUCACGGACCAGGACACGAUACCUUGUCACGGGUAUUCAUCCAGUGGUUUAAAAACUCCUCAGAAUCCUUCAAUAAAUAUGCAACUGCCUUCAAGAGAGACAACCCCAUAUUUUAAUAACGUGGAUCAGAAGGACUUGGUCAGCUAUUCCUCUUCAAGGGCCAACUCCGUUCCCAUCAUCCCGUCUGUGGGCUUGGACGAAGCCUGCAUGCAAAUGCAAAAUGUUCCUGAAGUAACAGGCAUCAAAUGGUGCAAAAACUCCUAUUCCGCUGAACUUGUCAACGUGAGUUCCCCAGUCAGUAAUUGUCUAAUAGCAGAGCAACACGAGGUGAAAGUGCUGCUGGAAACUGUGCAGGAGCAGAUCCGGAUGCUGACGGACGCGCGGCGGGCGGAGGACGCGGAGCUGGCGGGCGCGGCGGCGCAGAGCGGCGCCAGCGAGAACACGGCCUUCCUGCCCAUGAGCCCCACGGCCAAGGCAGAGCGAGAGGCACACUUUGUCCUCAAAAGUGACACGCAGAGAGACUCGGUAUUGGCCAAGUGACUCCGUGUGGGGCUGGCGGGAGGGGAAUCGAGAGGUCUGUGCAUUCGACGCUUUGCUAAACAGGAAGGGAGGAAGUUAAAUACAAAUUAUUUAUAUGCAUUAAUUUAAGAGCAUCUACUUAGAAGAAACCAAAUAGUCAAUCGCCCUCAUAUCAUAGUGUUUUUUAACAAAAUAUUUUUUUAAGGGAAAAGUUCCAGGAGGGAUGAAGCGUGCUUUUAGAUGCUUUCUAGGCAGGAUUACACAGUUCCAGUUCCAGAGGACUUUUCCGUGGUCCUGUUCGGCUGUCUGAUGGCUUAGGCUAUGCAUCUCUUUUUCAGUAAAGGCCAGGUACUGUCCUUAGAUGCAUUUCUGGUUUCAGGGCAGCACUGCAGUGAGCUGCUGGGCAGGGAUUCAGACCCUGGAGAACAUGUCCUGUAAGCCCAACACAGAUCCACUCCCCUCUCCCCCUCUGCUCUUGAUUCCAGGUUCACACCAUGAAAACAGGCACGCAGACACCUAAUUCUGAGUUCUGGUACGUGCUGUGGAAUGAUGACAACAUCCCUGAAUUGAGCAGAUGCUUAACUCUUAACCUUAAUUUGAUGUGUCAGUCGCCCCAAGAAAUCAAUGGAAUCAUUUAUGAGCUUUGGGAUUGGCCAAGAGUGGGAGCAGGAUUGGGGUCUAUAGAGGUUCAGUGAGUCCACAGCUGCUGAGUCCAUCUUCUGAGCUUUGCCUAUCAGAGCUGCCUUGGUGGAGAGUGAGGAAGAACGAGAGAAAAUGUCUAAGUGUGUAUUACAACAGGUUUGGUUUUGGUUUCUGGUUUGGGUUCUUUUAAGUGGAAACAUAAACUCUGUUGUUCGUUAGCACCCCUCAACAUUUCUAAACUUUUACACUUUAAAAGCAUUUGUAAGCUCUCAAGGAGCACUUCUCAGUGUGUGUGUGUAUUUUUUUUAAACUUAUUUUUUAUUAUGGCUUGUUCAGAGAAGAGUCAGGGAGAUCCACUAUGAUCAAAAUCCAGCCAAUAAGUGUCCACGCUGCCUAAUUUAUUCCUGCAUUCAGUUCUCCAGUCACUUUCAUUAAUUAUGGCUUAGGCUUGUGAACUUUAAAGCUUCAUCCCUGCAGAUGGCUCAGUAUGGGCAGACCCACAGGCAUGCAGAGAUCUGACUCUGAUGGAGCUUUCUAAGAGCAGAUGGUUUCCACCAAGCCGCUCCCUGCAGGGGAUCAAGGCCUAGAGAGGAUGUAUCAUUGCCUGGUUGCCAUAUCCUAAUCACAUGAUAAGCUCUUUUUGCAUUAGCUUUCUUUGAGUCCCUUUCCCCCCCAUAAAUUGUAACAAAAUGUGCCAAUUUUGCAAUGAAUUGGGUUCAGUGACACAUUUUAUUUGGUUUAUUAGUGUAAAAAUAUCUGCUUAUUCUUGGGGGGAAAAAAUCCACUAUAAUAAAUAAUCACUAAAUACCCUUCCCUGGUUAGUGCCAGGAGAUUGAUUUGAAAAAAACCAGAAUAUAUACAGAAUGUGUUGAAAUAUUCCUUCGAAACAAAAUAAUUGUUAAAUUUAUUAAUGUGCCCCAGACUUUCUAGUUCACAAGUCUCAAGACUUCCCAAAAUAGCACAAUCAGUCCCGCAGUGCUGUUGUAUGUUGAGUCAGAAUAAAGCAAUAUCUUAACCUCUGUCAAGUAAAUUUGGAAAAGAAAUGCUGAAGGUGUAUGUCAUUUUUAAUUUUUUUUGUUAGGGCAGUAAAAAAAAUUAUUUUUUACAGUCUUCAUCCAGCAAGUCUUAUUUUGGGUUGCUUUUGUGGUUUUGGGGGUACUUUUAAAGAUAAAGUUGAUGAAAUUGUCCUGUUUACAGUAUUUUCUAUGGCUGCAAUCUUUGCUGUGUGUUUUCAACAGAAAUGUAUUUGAGAGCAAACCAUUGUUUUAUGCCCCAGGAUGGAGUGUGAGGUGUUCAGUUCCCUUCUGCAAAGACAGAGCUCUUGUAGCAGUGAGGGGGGAUGCCCCUGGGGUUUGGGCUCACCCUGACAUUUUCCUGCCAUAUGUGGUGGCCGGGCACAAUCUCACAGUGCAUGAGCUGGCUGUGGGGGCAUGGCCCCGAGCCCACACCAGACAAACCCUCUGAAAGGCAGGGUGCAUUCGGUGGGGCUCAGCUUUGCACCCCUGCAGUCGUUGGACUUUUCUGUCCACACCACUUGCAUCCCCCAUCUCAGGUCGUGAGCAAAGAGAGAUUGCCUCUGCCCAUGAGCCCCGUGAACAUACCUGAAUUUUCAUGUUAUAUGAAAACUGGGUACUAUGUAAAGCUCUGAUUCAACAAUUUUCAAAUGGUGAUCACAAUUAAUGAAUCGUUCACCAUUAAUUUUUUCGAGAUGUUCUUUCUGCAAUACAGUGCAGAAUCCUGCCCAAACUGGUGCUUAAAAAUUCAGUAUUUUCAAUUCAGGUGCAAGUACUUCCCUCCCCCAAGCUCUGCAAAUUCACUUCUGGCAACAUAAUGGGAGCACACAGCAAGAUUGCAGUUGAAGAAAGCACCAUAUCAUAGGCCAUGCCUUUGGGGAGAGAAUGUGUUCAUGCAGCACCCCCGAAAGACCCAGAAAGAGGAGACGAGCAAUGUAUUUAAGAGAAUGAAAUGUUUUACUGAAUGGUAGCUGAAGAUCUGAAAUGGUGAGGAUAUCUUUGGUUCAUGUUAGAGAUACGAUCUUGUACUCAGCAAAGGAUGUGUGACUGUUAUAUGUUAACUGUUCUAUUCAGUUCUCAGCAUGUUUGAAUAGAGAGAUGUUAAUAUUAACCAAUGACAGACUAGUGUAUUAUUUGUUCAGAGCAUCGCUUCAGAUCUUACUGAAACUGUCAUUGUUUGCAGAGGAAAACAAAAAGGGUUGAAAACAUCCAACUAGGUAGCCUUAAUGUUGUUUGUGUGGUUUUCUAAUGCAACUGUUUUCCUCUGUGGACCUUCCUGUUUUACAGUGAAUGGGGCAACAUUUUCUCUGAGGUCUGACAAUUAAUUGUGUAAAGCAUCCAUUUGAAAGUCAUACUGAAACAGCCAACAUGGUAGGCCAAAUUUUGCUUUGCUUCUGGUCCCACUGAACUCAUGGAUUGGAAGGGAUGCAAGUCAUUGAGAAAUGCAAUUCACUCCUAAAAGUGCAUCUGUUCCCAGCUUUGGAGACAGUCUGUAAUCCCCCUAGAAGAGGCUCUGAACUCAGUCGAUUAUGUGGUUCAUAAUUAAAAAUUUUAUCUGACCUAUGAAGUUCCAGGUGUAGUCUGGUGUGAAAAUUUACACACAUAGCAUUGCAUUCAAGCAAACUGGGAGAGCAGCUGACUGAAUAAAUUGAACUUUCUCUGAACUGAGCAGAGAGAAAGCCUGUGUCUCCAGCACAGCACCAUGGAGAAUUGUGAGAAGCAUAUAUCCUGAUCUUUUUUAAAAAUUUAUUUCUGUUUAGAAUUUCUUCAAAAACAAUCCAAAAUAACCCUAAAAAAAUAAUCAAGCCAGUAGAACAAUCCCAGCACUUGAAAUAGGAGAUGUGGGUAAGUAUGGGCACAUUUGUAGUGUUUACCAUUGAAUAACUCUUCAGUACCCCAAGGCCCAAAGCUGGAAUGUUGUCAUUUUUUCAGGCACAUGUUUAGAUCAACAAAUGUUUUUGUGGAACACGAGCCCUUCAGCAUGCCUUUGGUACCUGGCCACGCUCUCAGCUGGUGUGGUGAGUGCAGCAAUGGCAGCAUCUGUUAAUGGAGGAUCACAUCCCAAAUCCGUGCUGCUGGAUGCCCAGCGUAGUGCCACAAAGCUUAGUAGUCUCCCCUGUGAUGUCAGCACUGCCACACAAAAGGAUUUAUUUUGCCUUUGAGCAUCCCAGCAGAGUGUGAGCCCCCUCAGCUCCUUGGCUGGUGACUGGGCUGGGCUGGCAGCUCCUCCUGGCACAGGCUGAUGUCCCUGGCCAGGCUCAGCAGCAGUGAACUUGUCACCCUGUGGCUGAUCCCAAAGCCACUCAGCACCAUCCUUCAAGUUCAGAUUUUGAAAUAAACAGUGGCUUGAUGGCAUGUGCUUAUGACCAAGCAUGUGCUCCCAAACUGAAAUGUUAGCAGUUAAUUCACACCUACUUCUUAUGUAAGUAGGGAGAAAAUCUGGAUUCCUUUUCCCAAUUUAUCCCCAGGUUCCUGUAGUCUCCUGUUGGACAUUACUUGAACAUUUCUUACUCUUAUAAGAAAUUCUGAAAAUAAAUACCAAAGAAGAACUCUGAAAGAGUCCUACCUACAGUAAAUAAAUUUGAAGCUUGAAGGAACAGACCUGGAAUAAAAACUGUGUUUGAAAGUAUUAAUAUCAAUUGCCUUUCAAUCAAAUGAAAUUUCCCAGUAAACUCUUUACCCCCUAGGAGAACAAGGAGCUUAUAAAGUGAUUUAUUAUCUUACCAUGAAUUUAAAAUGUUUAUCUUCAAGGAGAUUGGGAAAAAGCAAAUAUUUAACUUAGAUUUUUUUGUGAUUUAUUUUUAAAAUUUUAUUUCAGCAACCUAACAGGUCAAUGAACCCAUUAUCUGUAUUGUCUGACACAUAGUCAUAAAGUCUCCUCUUUUGUGGUCCAAAAGCUGCAAUGAUAGAUUUCCUUAAAGAGAUCAAGAUUUUAUCUAAUUUUAUUUUUAAAUUGUUCAUAGAAUAAUACAGUUAUUUAUCUUGCUGAAAAAUAUAAAGUAAUGCAAACUUUUUUUGGUUUUGUACUGCAUUAUUGCUGAAUUCACGGCAAGAUUGUGCUUCCUUGGUUUUGAUGUCUGCUUACAGGAAAACAACUGACACCCUGUUUUCAGGUUUAGACUUGGCACUUCCAAAUCAUGGUAUGAGGCAGGAUUUCUGUAUUUUCCAUAGCAAAGUUCAAACAUGAUACAGAAAUUAAAAAGCUACAACAGCAGUAAAAUUACUAACAAAGUAGGCCUGUGUUUUGUUUGGUGGUUUUUUGGGUUUUUUUAUUCAUUUUUAUUCCAUGGCAAUCAGAGGAUUGUGCCAUGGGAAUUGGUGGUCUCUUGCAAGAAAUUCAGAAUGUGUUAGAGACAGUGGAAAGUCAUCAGUGUAGCCCAGAGCUAGAAAAGCAGUGGAGGAGGAAAGAGUCAUUCAGUGUCUGCCACAGGGGAUGAGAGUGCUUUCAUCUUAAUAGUAAAAACCAGUACAGUUGUUUACUGUUGAAAGGUUUACCUGCUAGGAAAGGUAAAUUAUCUGAAUUUAUUAAUGACCACAGUGGUAGUGUUUGAUUAAAGGAAAAGAAGCAGAAAUUUCCAAUUUUUUCCUGCUUGCCUUGUCCCUUGGAACAAAUCUAAUUAUGUUUUGGUUCUGUGUUAUUAAAGCACUGUUUCCAGUGCUUCAGAGACAGAGUGCUCACACCUCACUGACAGCCUGCACUGACUCUUCCUUGCUUGAAAAGAUUAAGCAGUUUCCUCUUUGAUCAACACUCCUGUAAACAAGGAGUGAUUUUUCUAAUACCCCACAGGGCUGUUCUUGUGCAAGUUUUCCCAGAUAAGUAAUGAAAAUACAGCAAGACCACCUAUAAUUCUAUUUUUAAUAUAAGAAACUGUAUAUAAUACUUUACAGCUCUAAUGGAGAAGGGUUAUUGAUGACUGGAAUAUGUAAAUAAACUAUAGGACAUAAUGUAUGUCAGCAGCAUGGAAAUCCUGCAUUUGUACCAUAGCUCUUAAUAAUGCAUUCUCUUCACGCCAUCAGGAGACCUACAUGCAGUUUAUAAUUUGCUUUCCCUGGGGGGACCAUGGUCUGUAGCACAUCACUGCAGUGGCUGGGCACUGAUGUGCCCUGUCCUUAUUUCCUGCAGUGCAAGAGCCACCUCUGGGCUGUCCAAGCCUGCUUGGAACUCUCGGAAUUAGUAACCCUUCAGCUUCUUCACUCGCGUUCAGUUUUACCUUGCCCUCAGAAUGAAGAGUAUCAGCCUGACAUUUGGGACCCUGAAUAAAUGUAAGGCCUUAAAGAAUUUAAUGCACUUAACAUUUGUCUGCUUUGGUUCGACCUGAUGGGAAACCUCUCCCUUGAAGGAUUUAUGCAGCCCAUGCUGCAAGGCACUUUCCUGCUGUUCCUUCAAGGAAUAUGGAACAAGAGCUCCCAGUUGUGUAAAUAUUUGGAAACAAAAAAAUUACAAAUAAUAAUAGAGGAAUAUAAAAGAAUACUACUAAUAAUUAAUAUUCUAAAAUAAACAAUAGUUCCUUGCCUUCUCUGGCAUACACAGUAGUAGCUAAAGGUUAUCAAGAUGCAUCAGAGACAUGAAGAAGACUCAGUGAGGCUGGUUUAUAAGUAAUAUGUACUUUAUCAGGAAACCCAGGCUUGGAGUUUCCCUUGUUUACAUUAAGAGGAUUCUUUCAUAGCAUGAAAUUCACUCCUAUACAUUGCAUACCUCAGCAGAAGCAGGACAGAAACUCUUCACUUUGGCUUUCUGACUCAAGUUAAACUCUCUUGCUUUAGAUUAUCUCUGAUCUCUUCCAGGAAAGAAUAAAUGAAUAUCCAAAAAGAAGAGACUUGAAUACUUGAUGUAAUUUUUUAACCAAAAAUCAAUCAGUUGCUUUUAAGACUGGAGCCAUCUGCUGAACUUCAGUGUUCAAAAAUAGCUGAGGUUGCACUGCUCUUGUUGGGGCACACAGAGGUGGUACAAGCAUCACCAACCUCACCACCCCAGCAAGACACACUGGGAACAGCUGGAGAACAGGGCAGGGAGCUUCUCCUGACUGUGGCACGGUUUUUAACAUGGCUGAGGAGGGAUGGAAUUUGUGUCAGGCCAGAUCAUGUCAUCAGAGAAACUUGUCUUUUGUUUCUUUUUCAGAUCAUUCCCAUUCCACUGAAAUUGUGGUCAUCAGCACUAGUUUGUUUAUAAGUUAGGGAUUUCCAAAUUCUCCAGUCCUUUGAUGUGUUGAAUUUGGAAGCAGAGACUUCCAAAGAAAAAAGUAAAAUUUCUUCUGUAAUUUUUUAAAACGAUUACAAAUACAGGUAUUACAUUAACUAUUUUUUAAAAAUCAGAUGUUGAAACUUAAAUUACAAAUAUUUAUAUUUACAUACUGAUAAUAGGGGAUGGCUGAGAUCCAUGUUUUAGUUUGUCUCCUGAUCUUGUUGAAGAUGUCCCAGUUUGUUGCAGGGGUGUUGAACUAGAUGACCUUCCAACCUGAAUUAUGCUAACUAUGUUCAAGUUCUUUCAAAUUGCCCACAAAAAGCUGGAUAUUUCUGUGUGCAUCAAUGAUAACUUUGCGUUGUAAAUGUAAAUAAGAUUUUUGGACUACAUAAAACUUCCAGGUCAGACUUUGGAGUUGCACAAGUGGCAGCUGUUUCACUGCAAGCACAGUUAAUGUGAAGGCUCCCCAAGGAGGAUAUUUGUGGUGGCUCAGCAGCUGAGUGCCUGAAAUAAACCCCAGGUCUCUGCCUGUGCAGUGCUAACCUCUGCUUCUUUCCAAAGGUGACCCACAGGGUGUCUGAGCUCCUGCACCAGUGACUGUGCCAAAAGGCAGGUGUCAGCGCUGACUUCUGUGAAGGCUCCUCUCAUUAAAUCAAAAUGAAAUAAUAUGAGCUAAAAAUUGAUGGGCUGGAUUCUCCCAGGUAUUGCCCGGUUACAUGGAGUGCCAGCAGCAGUGCUGAUUUACAGUUUCUGAGCCUGUGGCCCAUGGUUUGACCUAAUUCAUUAGUUCCCACCACCUGAGCUGGGGCAAUUUAAGCAGAAAUGUCUCUGUUACCAUCAGGGUAACUUCAGAGAAUUGUUAAAGCAGUUUGAUUCCAACUAACCUCAUUUUUUUUACUUCAUUGUAUAUUCUCCUUGAUUAUUGCAGAGGUGAAGCUGCUUCCAAAGUCUUAAAAUUGUCAUUGCUGAUGUGGCUUUGCCAGAGCUGUCACUCAGCUGCAGUUCUGACUCAAAUUCUGCAGAUCAGAGCUGGCUCUUGCAGUCCAAGAUCAUGUAGGUACCAUAGGAUAAUUUGGGUUGGACGAGACCUUAAAAGAUACCUACUUCCAUCCCCCUUGCCAUGGGCAGGGACACUUCAGAUCAGGUUACUCCAACCCCAUACAACCUGAGCUUGAACCCUUCCAGGGAUGGGUGGCCUCAGCUUCCCUGGGCAGCCUGUGCCUCCCAUCCUCACAGUACAAGCAAAACUCUCCAUGCUUGUUCUGCAGCAAUUGUGUGCAUUCAGAUCUUGACACGAUCAGGCUGAUCGUUCACAUUAUCAGUUUUAUUUAACAAAGCUAUCUCUUAUAUGUAAUUUCCAUGCUGCUUCUCUGGGUGUUAUAGAGAGAAGCAUGAAGGCAAAUUCAGCUUGUCUGCAUUUUCACUUCAGAUAACAAUGGUGUGGUUUUUCCCAAAGCAGCUCAGGAGACCAGCUCUUAAUUUCUGAGCUGCCAGUGGGGAAUGGGGUUAUUCUGAACACAGUUUGUCCAUGUGCUUUCUUAUCCAAUCUUUCUUCCCAAGAAGCUCUCUUUCUUCCAACAGCCCUUAUUCCUGAAAACAUCUAAAACAUUAAGCAAAGCUAAGGCAAGAGAUGUGCUCUUGUCUUCUGUGCAGAAGGGGCAGGGGCAUCAGUAAGGGCUAAUUACCAAAAACUUCUUCAGCUGAUUCCAUUCAUAUUUACACAGACAGAUGAUGAUAAAAUGACUCUCUGUGGUUUGGUCACCCAUAUUUGCAGGCUGUCACAUACAUAAGCUGCUUUAAAUUGUCUGUGGUUUGCAAUAUCUAGGGCAGACUUUGAGAAUGCUCAGGACAGCAUCUGCACUCUCCUUAACUUCCAUCUCAAUUUCAUGUGCCUGAUGGAUGUUUCUGUGACAUUGGCAAGUCCCACAUCACCUUCUGGCAAGCAGGACAAACCAGCCCUUCCUGAAGCCCUGCAGGCAGUGGUCUGGAUGGUGAGGAAGAAUCCCACAAGCUCAGAUUCCUCUUUGGACAGGGAAUAGGGUUUAUGGUAGGGCAGGACUCUGAUGCUAAAAAUGAAAAACUCUCCCAAGGUUUUGGGCAACUUGAAAAACACCCUGGAAAUCACAGUCCUUUUAAAUAAGGCUCCUGUCUAACCUCAUACAGAUUGGCAACAAAGUUGUGCAUUUCAUUUCAGUUUCAUUUCAGUUUCUCUGGUAAGUAGUGGAGUAGCUUUGCAUUUCCAUUAAUUUAAAGCUGUCUCUAGAUGGCUUCAGAGAGCAAAGAGAACCCAUCACUGUGGGAGUGGCUGUGCUCUAGGAAGGUGCUGUAGCUCAUGGGCAGAAUUCCAUCCUUGUGGGCAGGACCUGGGCACCAGCACAUUGCCUGUCUUCCUUAAUGAGCUGAGAGAAGACCAGGCAGAGCCCUGUGCUCCUCGCUCACGGGCUGCUGAUGAGGCCUGGAGCAAAUCCCUACACUAAAAGCACUGAGAAAUGGAACAGAGGUGAUGGAAACGUGGUUUGUUCACUGUGAAUAUCCAGCUGGGAUAGUUGGAAUAACUGCAAGGGAAGAAUUGCCUUUGCAAAUCAUGUGCCUGAUUUACUGGUUAAAUAGUUUUUCAGUCCUCCCUAUUUAGUCAACAAGGACAUUAAGAUGUCCAGAAACAAAAGUGGAAUGAUUGGUUCCCAGUACUAAUCUUAAUGGUCACAAAUCCAGUAUUUCAGAUUUUUUGCUCAGCACUUAGCAAGUAGAGUCAAUCAGGCUUCAUUUAAAUAGAUUAAUUCCUAUUGUAGAGUUAAACCUGAUUUCAUGUUUUCCUUUACUGGUCACUAGAUCUUUUCUAUAUCACAGAAAAUUAUGUUUACCUUAAAAGUGAUCUGUAGAUAUGCCUGAAACAGCACCUAAUGUGAACAUAAAGUGAAUGUUCUCAAUGCUAGGGCGAGUCUUGUGAAAAAUUUUUGCAGCCGAAAGUCUUGAACCAUUCACUGAAAUAAGACAACUAUUUGAUUUUAACAAAAUGGAUUUUGUUGUCAAUAAAAUCACUGAUAAACACUUGAGUUGGAUUUGGGACUACUGAAUAUAUAUAUAUAUAUGUAAAUCUACAUACACAAACUUUCUUUUAGAUCACAGAAAUGAAUGCUCCAACUUAAAGUUUAUUCAUCUAAAUAGCUGGAGAAAAUAUCCACUUAAUCACAUAGUCUAAACACAUUGAAGUAGGGGGAAAAAAGGUGUUCAUUUUAACCUGUGUUUAUUUUUUCACCAGUAAAAACAAAUAAAAAGACAAGAAAAAUAAUCAUAGUGCCUAUGAAAAGAUUGUGUUUCAAGAAGUUUGCAAUGUGUACCACGAUUACUUUAACUGCAAAUGGAAGCUGCUUUUAGACUGAGUUUGGUUGAAAGGAAAUAUCCUUAGAAAAACUGUCACGCAGAAUCCCAGGAAAUGUUUUGGUUCGAUAUGUUUGGCCUCCAUUUUUGUGGAGCUGUACAUUCCUGUCCAUGGUUCUAAAGGAUAAAAAAAGAACUUAUUUCAGAA